AUGUCCUUCUUCAAACGAGCCGCCCCUCCGAUCCCUUUCAGAACAAAACCAAAAGUCGAUCGACCAUACAUAAACGCGAUCUACUACGCCAACUGGACAGUGUAUAAGGGCUGCACCCCAGCCUCACUUGAUCUGUCGAAGAUCACACAUGUGUUCUAUGCAUUUGUACGGAUUCGACCGGAGGAUGGUAGUGUAUAUCUGAGUGAUGAGGGGGCCGAUGUCCAGAUGAAUGUUGAUGGAGCGGAUGGGGGUUGUCUUGGCUCGUUUCAACGGCUGAAGCAGCAAUAUCCUCACUUGAAGGUGAUCCUCAGUCUGGGUGGAGGAGGUGAAGGCAGCAGCCCUUUCGCUGCAGUGUGCAGAAACACCAGCAUGGUGCAGAAUCUGGUACGGUCAGCGCGGGAGUUGGUGGAUCGAUGGUCACUGGACGGCAUAGACGUGGACUGGGAACACCCGUCCAACGCCGAGGAAGGCCGAGCCUACAUCAACCUCUUGAAAGCUCUGCGAGAGGUGUUACCAACGCCUGACUACCUGCUCACUACCGCUUUACCAAUCGGCCAGUGGGCACUACAACAUAUUCCUCUAGAUGAAGCCCGGGGUAUACUCGACUACAUUAACGUCAUGGCAUACGACAUGAGUGGUCCAUGGGCCCCACAAUCGGGACAUCACGCACAGUUACACAGUCAUUCGGAUAAAGAGGCGAGUGGAUCACAGGGCGUUGCUUAUAUGAAACGGAAGGGCGUUCCCGCACACAAGCUUGUGCUCGGUUUACCGCUUUACAGCCGUGCCUUCCUAGGUGUCACUGGUCCUGCACAGAAAUACAGUUCGUGCAGUGGCGAAGAGGGCACUUUUCCGUACAACAAACUCCCGUUGGAUGGUGCAUACGAGUGGCACGACGAACCGUGCUGCGCUGGAGGAAGUUAUGAUGGCGCAAAGGGCGAGUGGAUGAGCUAUGACAUUCCCGUCACAACUCAAAGGAAAUGCGACUGGAUCAGACAAGAAGGACUUGGCGGCGCUUUCUUCUGGGAAGCCAGUGGUGACAAACCAGCCGUUUCAGGCGCAAGUCUCAUCCAAACGUCAUAUCAUGCUUUGGGCGGCGAGGAGAACAUGAGGCGAUUCUGA
This is a messenger RNA of Saitoella complicata NRRL Y-17804, 1119 nucleotides long. Its product is annotated as chitinase. The record is from RefSeq and is a predicted model, not a curated record. Gene Ontology annotation, biological process: chitin catabolic process; carbohydrate metabolic process. The transcript has a single exon. Gene Ontology annotation, cellular component: extracellular region. Gene Ontology annotation, molecular function: chitin binding; chitinase activity. Bases 1 to 1119 code for a protein of 372 amino acids. NCBI's taxonomy places the organism in Eukaryota, Fungi, Ascomycota, Saitoellomycetes, Saitoellales, Saitoellaceae.